GGGACGGACAUGCGGGACGGAGCGGCGCUGCGAGCCGCGGAUCGGCAGUGGGGAUAGCGGGACCGGGCGGGGGGGUGCAGAGCCCCCGUCGUGGGAUAGAGGGACCCUCCAGUCCGGGAACGGAACUGUGGCUGUGGGGACGGACGGGGACCUCACCGAGAGGAGAGAGGGACGCUGGCUGUGGGAGCCAGCCCAAAUCUGUGGGGACAGCCGUGUGGCUGGGAGGGACCCCAACCGUGGGAUGGAGCCCCCUGGGGACAGAUGGGGUCCUGGCUGUGGUGGCAGCUCCCUGGCACUGGGGAUGUGUUUCCGUGAGGACGGGUCCCCACCUGCCAGGUCUCUCCUAUUCCUGCCCUGGGCAGCUCUGCCAGCCUGGCCCUGCUUACAGCAGCAGAAUAGCAGAGCAGAGGGUGGCAGCUGGGGUGCAGGUGACAGGCUCCGCCAUGCCUUGCCCUGCAGCAGCUGUGGGACUGGGAGAUCUGUGGACUACAGCUCCUCUCCCAGAUCUCAGGCUUUGUCCCGAUGCCAACGCACUCACCAGCUCCCUCGAGGCGUGGAUACCGUCAGCAUCAAGGAGAGUGCUGCCAGGCACCUCCAAACAGCCCCCAAGGGUGAGGAUCCCAGGGCACAGCCUGUCCACCAGCACCGAGGUGGUUAAACGGGCUCUAUUCCAGCCCCGGCCCUGCUGCUUGCAGGGGAGGUUGCUGGUUUGAGGCCAAGGGGAGGGCCGUGCAGGGGACUCCUGGGCAGCCUUUGUCCCAGGCUCAGCGCCCGCACUCCAGGUACGCGCUGACACCGAGGUGAGCAGCAGCUGGCCCCACUGGCAGCAGCACAGCAUGUCCUAUAGGGCACUGGUCACCCUCAUUUAUCACUGGAGAUAUCGACUGAAACAGGAAUCGCCGUCUUUUGUGACUUUGCCAAAGGUCUUCCUUUCCUAUUAAAUUGCUGACCUGGACUGGCUACAAGGUAAGGGUAUUUUCUAUGCAUUCUUGGGAGAACUGUGCAGCCCAGUGAGCUCCCCAGGGUGCACCCCAUGGCAGUGGCUGGGUUAGAAUCAUUUCUUUAGGCUGUUUCCAGGGCUUUCAGGGCAUCUGCUGCUCAGCUGCAGCCCAGUGCUGUGCAGGCUGGGCUGUACGAGGUCAGGCUUACUGCCUGCAGUCACACAAUGGUAGUACAGAGCAGGGUGAUGCAGGAACAGAAGGGAGAACUUUGUGUAGAAAAGCACAUCUGGAGCAGACAUGGGGUGCUGAGCACGAGGACGUGUCAGCUGCUCUGUGCUGUGGGGCUGUAGAGAACCAGGCCUUGGGUUUCACUUCUCCAUUGCAAUUUAUUGCUGAUGCCUCAGGAAUGAUGAUGCUGGGAGCUGAGCUCUGACCAGGUGAGCAGAGCUGGACCAGGCAGGAGACACAUGGAUGGAGAUGCUGUUCCCCUGCCUGGAGAAAGACCAAGGAUAGUCUGAUACUGUUGGGCAACAGAUGUUUUAAUUCCCCAUUACUGGAGGUUUUCAAGAUGGGAUUGGUUAGAUAGUCUCAUUUAGGCUUGCCAUGAGAAGCUGGACUUGAUUGUCUCUUGAGGUCCUUUCAACCUGUACUGUCCCAUGAUUCUGUGAUUCUAUAUGACCUGCUGGUCACAAGUGUGUGGGAUGGAUUGUGUGAGGUAGUGCAGGGUAUAAUGGCAGAAUGUGGGUGCCAGGGGGAUGCAGCUCUGCACUCCAAAGAUAUCAACCCAGUGGGAACCUGCCAGGACAUGGCCCUGCUCUGGGUGUCUCUGCUUUAGCAGGAGUUGGACCAGGUGGACCCAACGGUCUCUUCCAACCUCAGCCAUACUGGAAUUCUGUGACUGUGAUUCCAAGAAUGGUUUAAAGCCCUUUUUUCAGACAUGGGAGAAGGUCCAUCUUGACAGGUCCCACCCCAUCCAUGAGAUUUGCAUUUCAAAUCUGGCCUUGCAAAUACAGGAGCGCUAAGCUGGACUUGGGGUGUUUUUGCAGGUUAGAAGAGGAAUGGAGUACAAAGCCAAGGUCGUUGCAGGUCUCCUGGCAGCCACCUGUGUCUUCAGUAUCGUUGCCCUCAUACUGAGUGCUGUAAAUGUGAAGGAUGUGUUGCUGCCUCCUGGCACUAAGGUAAAGCCUUUGGCAGAAGCCCAUCUACCUUCUCUCACUUGGGUGUUGUCUAACCUCUAUUCUGAGAUUUUCUCCAGCUUUAGGCAGGCUGUGCUGUUAUUCACCAAGAUGGGGACAAACUGCCGUGCAGGGUGGCACGUCAAAUGGGUUUGUCACAGUUUUCUUGCUUACGGCACAUACAGCCUUUUCACUGCAGAGAACCAAGGGAACUUCCCCACUAGCUCACAAAGAGCCUUGGCCUCAGUACAGCUGGCGACUGCGAUGUCACGCUUUCCCUGCUCCGGUGACACUCUUGGCUUGGUCACGGGGGCCACUCCCUGCCCACUGGCAGCUCUGCCUGCUCACCUGGAGCUCUGCAGCCAGCUAAAUCUGCUUUGCACCUCCGAAACCCUGCAUCCCGUCGGCCUCUCUCUGCAGUACGGCCUGGUGUUCGACGCCGGCUCCACGCACACGGCUCUCUACAUCUACCAGUGGCCUGCAGACAAGGAGAACGGCACGGGCAUCGUCUCCCAGGUGGAGUCCUGCACUGUGAAUGGAUCUGGCAUCUCCAGCUAUGCAGAUGAUCCCACUGGAGCUGGUGCCAGUCUGAAGCCCUGCCUGGACAAGGCCAUGGCAGUCAUCCCUGCAGAGCAGCAGUGGCAGACACCCACCUACCUGGGGGCCACAGCGGGGAUGAGGCUGCUGAGGGAGCAGAACAGCACAAAGGCUGAGCAGGUCUUCGCUGAGGUCACCAAGGCCAUUCGUGAGUACCCUGUGGACUUCCGUGGAGCUCAGAUCCUCACCGGGAACGAGGAGGGCUCCUUUGGCUGGAUCACUGUCAACUACCUGCUGGACACACUUAUCAAGUUUUCCUUCGCAGGAAAAUGGGAACAUCCACAAAACGCUGAGGUCCUGGGAGCUCUGGAUCUUGGAGGAGCCUCAACACAAAUAACCUUCCAGCCUGGAGUCACCGUUGAAGACAAAAACACGUCUGUCCUCUUCAGGCUGUACGGCACCAACUACUCACUCUACACCCACAGCUACCUGUGCUAUGGGCAGAUGCAGGCCUUGAAGAGGCUGAUGGCAGCUCUCCAUCAGGACAGCCGGUACGCCCAGCAGAUAUCACACCCCUGCUACCCCAAGGGAUACCAGGAGAACGUCACUGUAGCAGAGCUCUACGACAGUCCCUGCGUCCCCAUUCCAAGCACGCUCAGCCCUGCACAGAUCCUCACAGUAACAGGGACGGGGAACCCGGCGGCGUGCCGCACCGCCAUCCUGAAGCUCUUCAACUUCACCUGUGGGGCCAACAGGACGUGUGGGUUCGACGGGGUCUAUCAGCCACCUGUGAGGGGACAGUUCUUUGCCUUUGCGGGGUUCUACUACACCUUCUCCUUCCUGAACCUGACCAGCCAGCAGUCUCUAAGCCAUGUCAAUGCCACAGUCUGGGACUUCUGCAACAAGAACUGGUCCAAGCUGGUGGAGACCUUCCCAGACAAUAAGGAGCACCUACACACGUACUGCAUGGUGGGACUUUACAUCUUGACACUGCUGGUCGAUGGCUAUAAGUUUGAUGAGCGCACGUGGAGCAACAUCCACUUCAGCCAGAAGGCAGAAAACACAGAUAUUGGCUGGACGCUGGGCUUCAUGCUGAACCUCACCAACAUGAUCCCCACGGAGGCUCUGGAACACAUCAAGGGGCAGCAGCCCAGUCUGUGGGCAGGAGCCAUCUCCUUCAUUGUGCUGGCUAUAGUUACAGGCCUGGUGGCAAUUCUCCUCCAGUGUUUCUGGAAAUCCAAGUAGCUCCAAGUAGCUCCAAGAAGCCUACGGGCACCCUGCCUUCUAAACCAGGCAGGGAGGGUGGUGCAAGAAAAGGUGGAAGCAAGAGAGGGAAGAAGGCAUUAAGCCCCACCUCCACUGCUCAUGAAGUCUUCUUGAACCACAUCUGUAAAGACAUCAAAGGCAUCUUGAGCUCCCUACAAACCUCAACGAGGAAAUGAUGCCAGAAACCUCCUCAAUCUGGCUGACAAAGGCCAAACUGAGAUGUGGCAGCCAUAAGAAUUCAAGCUAGAAAUAAAGCCCUUUUUGUUUUUCAAAUACAAAGGUCGCUAACAAGUCUAGCAGAGCUUCCAUCCCUCGGCACUUCCACACCUGCUGGGUUGGCUCUCCCAGCUGCAGCUGUGGAAGGCAAUGGGUGCUGGAGAGCAGUGGUGGCCACCUAGGCUCUGGGGAGAGGACUGGCAUUUUCUGUAUCCUGUCUUGUAUAAGAUGUGCAAGAUUUCUGUAGUAUGUGGUAGAAUGUCUUUCCAAGGACAGACUGUCAGCUGUCUGUAAGUUAUUUACAAUCAUAUCUCAGCAAAAAAAAAUACAAUUGGAACUUAAGAGCUGCCAACUCUGCUCAGUGUUUAUUUCACGUUCAAGUUAUAUACUCCAGCUUUGUCAGACACUAAAUCCAUAGCAGGCUCCAGCUCCAGGCACUUGAGUGUUUUAUCUACAUCAGCAGAGCCCAGCACAGCUCAGCUGCAAGAAUCAGUCCUCUCAGUCCUUCCAGCUCCAGCCACCAGGUCAGCACUGCAGUGCCCAGCCUGCCUUCUGCACAGACCCUCCAAGCCUCUGCCACAGCCCCAGGCUGGUGUGUGCAGGGGUGUCUUCACAGCUGCCUCUCUUUGCUGCAGGACCCCUGUCCACACAGCAAGAAGCAGGAAAAUCCAGGCAGGACUGCUUAGGGGCUUGAGAAAACAACCAAAGGCAUCUGGGCUGAGAAAGAAUCAGAGCUCUUUGGCUCUUUCAGAUCCACAGAGUAUUCACUGUGUGAAGAUGAUAUAUAAUGGUCCUAACCAUCAUGGAGAGGGAGUAAACUCCCCUGCCUGAAAGGAACCUUUUCCCACCCUGCAAUGUGACACAUGGCACGUGGACAUUUCCUGUAGCCAAACACAGUCCCCUCCUUUCUCUCUGCCCUAUACAGGAACAUCUUUGGCAGCGGAACCACAGAGGUAAAAAUGUCAGGUCUGGGAACAGGCUGCAGGAAAUGCUGCCAAGUGAGUGCUGGAACAGACCUCACAGGAUCUGUCAGUGCAGGACAUCUGUUCAGGUUGAGCAGAGCUCCUGUCUGGGCCAGCUGUGUCCAGAUGAGCUGGUUCUGGUGUCUCCUACCCCUGGCAGAUGGGACCGA
This is a messenger RNA of Lagopus muta (rock ptarmigan), 5267 nucleotides long. RefSeq names its product ectonucleoside triphosphate diphosphohydrolase 8. Gene Ontology annotation, molecular function: UDP phosphatase activity; GDP phosphatase activity. The record is from RefSeq and is a predicted model, not a curated record. The transcript is spliced from 9 exons. Lineage: Eukaryota; Metazoa; Chordata; Aves; Galliformes; Phasianidae. Gene Ontology annotation, cellular component: plasma membrane. Bases 2000 to 3898 code for a protein of 632 amino acids. Gene Ontology annotation, biological process: nucleoside diphosphate catabolic process.